Messenger RNA from Helianthus annuus (common sunflower), 3035 nucleotides. RefSeq names its product pumilio homolog 5. The transcript has 10 exons. Gene Ontology annotation, biological process: post-transcriptional regulation of gene expression. Bases 409 to 2823 code for a protein of 804 amino acids. Lineage: Eukaryota; Viridiplantae; Streptophyta; Magnoliopsida; Asterales; Asteraceae. Gene Ontology annotation, cellular component: cytoplasm. Gene Ontology annotation, molecular function: mRNA binding. The record is from RefSeq and is a predicted model, not a curated record.
GAAUUCAAGAAUAGAUACAGAUUAACUUUCAAAAAAAAAGAUACAGAUUAACUGAAUUUAAACCCAAUAUUCUUUCUGUCAAGUUUCUUGCUUGUCACAUUCAACCUUUUCUACAGGACCCCUUCACAAAAUUUACAGAAACAGAGCUUGAAUAUUUUGGAAAUAUUCUUGUUUUUCACCAUCUAUGCAACUUUAACUAUAAACUAUCAGAUAUCAAAGCCCCACUUUGCUUCAUUUUCAAUACCCUUUUUCUCUUUUCUCUGAUCAUCCUACAUCAUCAUCUUCUUCUUCAACAGCCAACAGAGAGCACCUAGGGUUUCAAGAACUUGGUAUUCAGCUGUUUAAGACAAAACCCAGCCAAAAGAGGAAGCCUUUCAAUUUUUACAACACUAAUGUAUUGAAACACUAAUGGCGACCGAAAGCCCGAUUCCGAUCAUUGAAGCAAGUGGGAAAUGGGGAUCUGCAAAUAUGGGAAUUGAGGAUUUGGAAUCGGUGUUAACGAGCCAAAGAUUCCAAAGACGAAAGGGUACUUUACCACCUAUUCGAAGUGGAAGUGCUCCUCCAAGCUUUGAAGGUUCAUAUGCAGCCUUUCAAAACCUCUUGUUUAGACAAAACCCAAAUAAUACGGGGAUUUCUGAGUCUGAAGAACAGCUCCAGGCCGGUCCAUCGUAUUUAGAGUAUUUUGGGGAAAACCGAUAUCUUUUUCGUAAUGUACGAGGUACCGGAAGUAAUAAGAGGUUGGCGUCUUUUGAUGUUCCUUCUAGCAGCUCGAUAUGGUCGGAUCAUAGUUUUCUUUCGGCUCACAGUGAAGAGUCAUCGGUUAAUGAAUCACCAAGACUGGAAGAUCUUUCUCAGGCGCAGUCGUCUGCGUCUAAUCACUCUUACCCUUUCAUUGAAGAACGAAAUGCGGAAGCAGGUUCACCAUCAAUGGACCGUAUAGGGGGCAAUAUGGUAGUUAAUUCACCCUUGAACACAAGCUUAAAUACUCGCCCACAAGAGCAUGGUUCCAUCGAUGGUGUCGCUGAUGCUGAUGUUUCGGCUAUAAGAAAUGGAAUGAUUUCGCUGGAUAUUUCCAAUUUUCUAAAAUUAGAAAAUGAAAAUGUCCAUGUGGGCCCCCACCCUCAAACCGUACCAUUGACACAACCUUACUUCGGCACAAAUCAAUUUCCUCAAAAUCCAACCCAUUUUUCACCUGAGGUACAACCGAUAUUCCAGCCACAUUAUGCAACUCAUCCAGGGUAUACGAGUCCCGAGACACCGCUUUACCCGAAUAUGUUGCCAACUGGAUAUUUCCCUCAACCGUACGCGAUAGGGGGAUAUGCUUUCAACCCGCCACCCGUUUCACCUUAUGCAACUGGAUAUCUUCCUAACAACCUGUUUCCGGUGCCUUUUGGCAUCAUGGUUCCAAGCUUUAAUGGUCAAGGUCAAAGUCAAAGUCAAAGUCAAACUUCAGGAGCCAAUGUGCAACAAGCUAACAACUUCUAUGGGCAUUUUGCGUUACCCUUAUUGUCGCAAGAUCAUAUAUUACAAUCUUUGGGGCUCGUGAGCCAUGUUAACUUGAGUUCAAGAAGUGUAGGUACCACAAAUCCUUAUUAUCUCGGGAGCCCGACAUAUAUGGAUUUCGCGCAAUUUCCGAAUCCGCCCUCCGCUAGUCCGUUAUUGCCGGAAUCUCCUAUAAGUGGGGUCAGUUACCAUGGUAGGAGAAAUGAAAGUGUGUACGGUGGAUGGAAAGGGCAUACUGACCCGAAAACGAAUUCACUUCUUGAACAGUUGAAAACGAGUAAAGGUCGAAGGUUGGAGCUAUCGGAAAUUUAUGGACACAUUGUUGAAUUUAGUGUUGACCAAUAUGGUAGCCGAUUCGUCCAACAGAAGCUCGAAGUUUGUAGUAAUGAGGAGCGGGAAGCUAUAUUUAAAGAAGUUUUUCCUCAUGCUUCAAAGCUGAUAACCGAUGUUUUCGGAAACUAUGUGAUUCAGAAGAUUCUUGAGUACGGAAAUGCGCAACAGAAGAGGGAGUUUUGGAAACAACUUGAAGGUCACAUAUUGCCUUUAAGUCUGCAGAUGUACGGUUGCCGUGUGAUACAAAAGGCCCUUGAAGCCUUUGAGCUAGAACAAAAAAUCAAAAUCGUACGCGAACUGGAAGGAAAUAUCUUUGAAUGUGUUCGUGAUCAAAAUGGAAAUCACGUGAUACAAAAGUGUAUAGAAUGUUUGCCAACCGAAAAUACCAAGACAAUGAUAUUAUCGUUUCGUGGACAAGUUGAAUUAUUGGCAAAACAUCCUUACGGUUGCCGUGUCAUACAGAGGGUAUUAGAGCAUUCAACGGACGAAGUACAAAGCCGAUUCAUAGUGGACGAGAUCUUGGAGAAUGUUUAUGUUCUUGCACAAGAUCAGUAUGGCAAUUAUGUAACUCAGUAUGUGUUGGAGGCGGAGAAACCAGAGGUGAGAAGCCAGAUAGUAGACAAAUUGUUGGGCCAUAUAGUGCGAUUAAGCCAACACAAAUAUGCCUCAAAUGUUGUCGAAAAAUGUUUGGAAUAUGGUGAUGAAGCUAUAAGAAAAAUCCUAAUUGAAGAGAUUAUUGAAUGUGCUGAUGGCAAUGAUAACUUAUUGGUGUUGGUGAAAGACCAAUAUGCAAAUUAUGUGGUCCAAAAGGUUCUUCAAAUAUGUAGCGACCACCAACGGAAAGUGUUGCUUAGUCGUAUGAAAGGUCAUCUGAAUUUGUUGAAGACAUAUACUUAUGGGAAACAUAUCGUUGCUCGCUUUGAACAAUUGUAUGGUGAAGAAAUUGCGGCGUUGGGUUCAAACAUGAGCGAUGGCAAAUCUGUAUAGUUCCGGUCAAAGUGUUGAUCAUGCACAUGCCGGCUAUUAGACUUAAACAACCAUAGAAAGUUAUUAAAAGUUGCGCUUUAGGAUGCGUUUACAUAUUGAAAUCUUUUAUAGUUUGAUACAUAGUAUAAGGGGGAUUAGUCAAAAUAGAAAUCCUUCUUAGUGAUGUAAAUAGCUAAAUUACAUGUUUUUAAAGGUGUGUGGUUCAACUUUUA